AUGGACAUCUGCAACUUGGAAAUUCUUCAUAUUCAUUCGAACGCACGUUAUGUGGCAGAUUAUUUGGAGCGUUUUGAGAUUUGGUGUCUCACCCGCAAAAGUCUGGACGCCGAGAAGAAGACAGCACAUUUUCUCUCAGCUGUUGGAAAGGAAGCUUAUGCGCUGAUGAAAAAUUUGGCAUUCCCAGAGUCAUUAAUACAACUGAAGUAUGAAGAACUCAAGGAUCUGUUACUAAAGCAUUUCCAGCCAGUCAACUUCGAAGCAGCUGAACGAGCGAAAUUCCAUUACCUUGCUCGUGAUCCCAAUCAGUCUGUCCGAGACUUCAUUCUUCAGCUGCAGACUCAGGCUGCACACUGUAAUUUCAAAGAUCAGCUUCAAACUCAGCUCCGUGAUAGACUUGUUGCUGGAAUUAACUGUUCUGAGCUACAGUAG
Echinostoma caproni is the source of this 432-nucleotide messenger RNA. The record is from the annotation of a GenBank genome assembly. NCBI's taxonomy places the organism in Eukaryota, Metazoa, Platyhelminthes, Trematoda, Plagiorchiida, Echinostomatidae.